This is a messenger RNA of Bacillus rossius redtenbacheri, 6061 nucleotides long. Its product is annotated as palmitoyltransferase ZDHHC15B. NCBI's taxonomy places the organism in Eukaryota, Metazoa, Arthropoda, Insecta, Phasmatodea, Bacillidae. The transcript is spliced from 10 exons. Gene Ontology annotation, molecular function: palmitoyltransferase activity. Bases 201 to 1331 code for a protein of 376 amino acids. The record is from RefSeq and is a predicted model, not a curated record.
UUCGUACAUUCAUGUGCUAUCUCUCUAUUCUACGUAUAUACUUUGAAUUUUUUUGUAUUCACACGAAAUCUGUGGAAAAUGGGGAAGAUAAGUGUACAAGCCAUCAGUUGAUGGUUGCGGCUUGGCCCAAUUUAUUGUAAACAUUCUGUGUUUUUUACAGUGACAGUUAAAGAUGCUAGUAUAAUGAAAAAUAAACAAGCAUGAUGGCUUCUCAUACAGAAAACAGCAGACGUUCAAACAAUCCAUGCGUGACAUGUGUCAAUGCUGUGAAAUGGAUUCCAGUUUUAUUUAUUGUUACUAUUAUUGUAUGGUCUUACUACGCUUAUGUAAUUCAACUUUGUUUUCUGACAAUAAAGAACAAUGUGGAGAAAGUGUUCUUCCUGCUGGGCUACCACGCGCUGUUCUUCGUGUUCUGCUGGGCGUACUGGCAGACCAUCUUCACCGAGAUCGGCAGGGUGCCUCCGCAGUUCAAGGUGCCGAGGGCAGAGCUGGAGAAGCUGGAGCAGGCGGAGAGCGAGGAGACGCAGCGCGAGAUCCUGGAGCGGUUCGCCCAGAACCUGCCUGUCACCAACCGCACCAUCACCCAGGGGGUGCGCUACUGCGACAAGUGCCAGCACGUGAAGCCGGACCGCGCCCACCACUGCAGCGUGUGCGGGGAGUGCGUGCUCAAGAUGGACCACCACUGCCCCUGGGUCAACAACUGCGUCGCCUUCAGCAACUACAAGUUCUUCAUCCUGUUCCUUGGCUACGCGCUGAUCUACUGCGUCUUCAUCGCUGCCACCAGCCUGCCCUACUUCGUCAGCUUCUGGAAGGUAAGGAACGAGCUGGAGGGCAUGGGCAAGUUCCACAUCCUGUUCCUGUUCUUCGUGGCGGUGAUGUUCGGGGUGAGCCUCAUGUCGCUGUUCUGCUACCACUGCUACCUGGUGCUGCGUAACCGCUCCACGCUCGAGGCGUUCCGCGCGCCCAUCUUCCGGUCUGGGCAGGACAAGGAUGGCUUCAGCCUGGGCAAGUACAACAACUUCCUGGAGGUGUUCGGAGACGACAGGCUGCGCUGGUUCCUUCCCGUCUUCACCAGUCUGGGGGACGGCUCCUCGUUCCCGGUGCGGGCACAGCACCAGCCGGGCUCCUAUGACUCCAUGGGCAGCACCAGCACGCACACCAGCCUGGGCGACGGUGUCAACUUCCCGCAGCGCUGCUUGGACGAAGACACAGACUCGCUCCUGGGCUCGCGCCAACGCUGGGCCGAGGAGGCGGAGCUAGACGCCCAGCCCCACCCCGCCUCAGCCCUGUCGAGCACGGCACUGCCCACCGACCUCCUGGCCCAGGUCUAGUGGUGGUCGCAGACGGCUCUCCUCUGUCGUAAAGGCGGUGGCAUCUCGCCUCCUAGCCGACACGACAGCAGCAGCUUCGCGUGAGUGCGGUGGUUUCACAGCCGAAACUUUAAAAAAAACGGUUUGCAUCUAGGACAUAACUCGUAUUCGUGGAGAUGCUGGCUGCACUACAGAGUGAUUUUCAUGUGCGAAGUGCAGUGCAUUAGGUUGUCGCUGUUCUUUUUUGUUCAUAAUUCACGUAGGAUUCCAAUUGUUUUUUUUUAAGAUGUAGUUUCACAUACAAUUGACAAGUGAAGUAAGACAUCACCUAAGACAAGGGUAUUUUUGUUAGCAUUUUUUUUUUUUUUUUUACUGUUGUUUUUCUCAUAUGUUGAUGUACAGAUUUGUUUGUGAUACAUGCCAGGGUCACUGCGUACUCACAAGGAAUGGAACGCGUUGUUACGAGACCCGGACACGAGGGGCUUACGUAGGAGUGGAGUGCACACACAUCUUCGCUUGAACAUCAGUGGCUGAAAGUACUUAAAGUAGCUGUUUUUUUCUCUGCAUAGUUGGAAAGUAAAGUAAAAAUACUUAAAAAAAAACAUAGUGUUUCUCAUUAACUAUGUUGCUGUCACAUUAGACAAACAGUAUAUUGCAUAUCUGUGGAAACAAUAACUUUCAUUUGCGUGCAUGUGAGAGUGGGUGCGUGCGCUUGUUUUUUUUUUUCUCACAAAUAUCUGACCGUGAAAUUAGUUUUCCUGAAGGUAGAGAGAACCCAGCAGGGGUGGUAAUAUAGAAGUUGCUGGCAGGAAACUAUCAGAUAUUUUGCUUCACAUAAAUUCAGCCACUGAAAGGGCUGUGGAUGGGUUGUGGAUGCAAAACUCCUAUUGCAAGAGAGAUAUGGGGUGCCGAGUGUUCGUAAAACAGUCAAUAUUUGGCCGUACUGAAUUAUGUCCUGAAAACUUAACAAAUCCAAAAACUUUGGGUUAUUGUCCUCUAAAGAAACAAGAAAACAUUUGUAUUGUCUGUUACAAGUUAUAAUAAGAGUUUAUAUGAUUGAUGAUGCCUAUUGCUAACAGAAUGUUGUCAAGUCAAAUUCACAGCUUUCUCAUUUGUUUGUGACUUCCACAAGUUUGUAAGUUGAAAUCGGUGAACUAAGUUCAUUGGGCCCCGUUGUUAUCUACUUAUUGCAAGUUAAUGCUUGCAAACACUGGUUUUUCCCAAUGUUAUGAUGUGUUGUGUGAGCAUGUGUGCAAACAAGGUGCUGUGCGUUCAAAGGGCAUUAUCGUGCAAUUCUGUAUGAAGGUUGGGUCUGUGGAUAGUUUUUAUUGCCACGACUAAAUUACUUUGAGUCACUGUUACGCCAGUAAUGCAAAGUGGAUGUAGUAUGUGGUACCUGCCAAUUGUGUUGUGGUCUUUGUGUGAGAAAUUACGUUACAAUAUAUAUGAAGAAAUUGUGUACAGUAGUUGUAUGUUGUGAUGCAGAAGUAGUGACCUCUUGUGACCAGAAUAAAUUUUUGACCGUGGGUAUUUACACUGCUUUAUUUUUUAUUAGUAAUGUGUCGGAAUUUUUUUAAUUAAUUUUAUGUAGAAUUAAUACUUUUAUUUUAGUUAUUCAACUUCAUCCAGCAAACCGUGGAAUUAAUUGUAAUUUCAGUUUGUGUGAUUAACGAAAUAAAAACUUACUUUAUUAUUUCCUUGGUAUUAAUGGAAUCUGAAAGGCUACUUACUUGAAUGAUUCUGAUGAAUGUAGAUUUUUUUUCAGUUGAUUUUAAAAGUCUGUAAUGCUGCAAGUUAUGUUUUUUUGUGCAGUUUGAAAGAGACUGACAAAUUGUAGUGCUAAAUUUAGUUUAAUACAGAACUUAACAUGUUAAAAAUGAUUUCAGAGAAGUGUGUGUGUGUGGGCGGGCAUUUUCCUUGUGAUUACAUUAUUACAUUAUUUGAAUGGUUCGUGCAAUGCGUGAGAUGGAUCCAAGCUGUUGUUUUGGACAGAUAAAAGAUGAACGUGCAAACACACAGAAAACAAGAUAAAAUUAGACAAUGUCAAAAAAUUAAAAACAUAAACAGCACAGAAAAUUCAGUGGAGGGAAUUAGUCCAAAAAUUAGUACAACACAGAUGGACACAGGUGGCUAACAACUAGCAAAACAGUAGCAACAUAGACAGUAAAUAAAGACAAUAAAGACUGAGGACAACACAUCAACAAACAGACGAACCCAACAUGAUACUAAUAAGAUAAUGUGGACAACACAAAGACACUCUGGAAACAACAACACAUCACUGUCGAUAUUUUUUGUUACAUCGCUAGAUUGGUCUGUGCAUCUCCGUGUUGUCUUUGUGAUGUUCACAUUAUCUGCUUGGUAUCAUCAUGUUGCUUUCUUGUCUACUGUCUUUUUUUGUCUUUAUGUACUGUCCUUGUUGCUACUGUCUCGUUAGCUCACUGUGUCCAGCUGUGCUGUAGUAAUGUUGUGACUAAAUCCUUGUACUCAAUUUUCAUGCUGUUUAUGUUUUUAAUUUUUAGACAUUGGCUGAUUUUAGCUUCUUUUCUGUGUAUUUGCAUGUUUAUCUUCUUUUUUUGGUCCGUUAUUGAGGUUUCUUAUGACAUACAGUGUAAUCAACAAUGGCGUAUGUCCAAAAUAACAUCUUGUGGUCCCUUUACUUGUAGUCAUGUAGAUAUUGGCUGUUUUCAAGUUCACAGCUGACUUGUUGAACUGCCCAUCCCCUAUCAAUUGAAGUAUUUCAGCACAGUUUGUGUGUCUCGGUAGUCUGAAUAUUCAGUGGUCAUCGCAUUACUGCAUUAGUAAUAGGAUGACUUAGUUUGCGUCAUGUAUUCAUGUGCACUCUUAUUGAACGUGAUUUAAGUCGUCGAUGCUGGGGUGCUAUUCUGUUACAUUUGUGUCUGGCAACGGCCGCAGUUGGCGUUCCUGCACCUCUAGAGCUGUAGCGUAGCACUGCGAUGACAGCUUGGUGCAACAUUCCUCUGGAUGUUCACACAUCCCUUCACAUUCUCUUCAACUGACGAUAUGUGCGUAGCAACAUGGACUCCUACACACCUAGACUUGAAUUUGACAUUCCUCGGAAUUAUUACCAAUGGUCUGUGUAUCGUUCUGCCACUGUAGUUUCGUCAACAAGCUUUGUAAACAAUAUCAUGUUUUCAGUGUUCAUAAACAAACAUCAUGAGUAGCUUUGCAAAUGUUACUUGGGGAAAUAAGUAACACUGGUACUACUUUUUACAACUGUUCAAAAUUUGAAAGUGUGUACUUCAUGACUGGUGAGAGAGUACAAGUUUUUGCGUGUAUUAAAAAAAACCUAUGAAAUCAUGUAACAUCUAAGGUUACUUUAAGAAAGUAUGUGUUCAAUGAGUUGUGAAAAAAUUUACAAUUAAUGUGCUUGAUUAAGAAAAUAUUUAUUUUAUUAAUACAUAAUAUACUAAUUUUAGUUGACAUUAAAUUUAGAACCAAAGCUAAUUUCUAUUUUAGAAGAAAUGUAGCAAGAGUGCGAGCCAAAACUAUUUUUGUGUGCAUAUUCCACUGAAGCUAAUAAAUAAGUAUGAUUAAUUUUAUUACUGGUUUGUAUAUAUUUUAAAAUUCUUUCUGAACGUCAUCCUCUGGCACAAAGUUUGCGCUGAAGGAUAUAUAAUGCCCAGCUAAAAAUGUUAGACAACAUUGCUUAAAUAUCCGAGGCUCUAUUUUACAACUAUGCACUGUUACAGAAUAGCGCCCUGUUUUUCUUCUUCAUAUUCUAAUAAAGACUGUAAAGAGUAAUUUUUUUUGAGAGCUUGAAAGCUGUCAAAGAGUUGCUUUUUGAAUGUUGUUUGGGUGCUCCAUCAGACGAGUAAUAAAUAAUAAAUAAACUCAACAAAUUGGGCGCAAUGAUAUAACUUGUUUGAACUGUUAUUCAUGCCUGCAACAAACAUGUUUGCUAUUUUCGAACGUGAAGCUUUACCGCAAAGCACCCCAACACAUUGGAUGCAGCGUUGUAGCGACAUGCAAACUCAUAUCUGCCGUCCUCGAGGUAAAAGUUACAGUGUCGUUGACCGUUCGUCAUCAUUAACCAAAGAAAAAUGUAAUUAACAGACUUUUGAGAAUGUUAUUAAUUUUAGCUUUUUUUUUUUUUUACCUGAUAUUAUAUUAAUGUGCUUAUAAUUUUGUUUUGUAAAUGUGUAUGAAUUUAUUUGCACAAUUUUUAAAAUUACUUUUGUAUUCAUAAAUAUAUAAAUGUAACUGAUAUUUUUGGAAUGGAAACUAAAUAUGAAAUGAAAAUAUUAUUGAAUUGGUUGCAACUGUUGUGCAGUGCUAAAAACAUUUUGGUACAAUAAUUUGUGAAUGGUCACACCUUAGAUAACACUGCACUGGAAAGUGCGCUGGAUGAAUUUAAUAUUAUUAGGCUUGUCAUGAUGUGAUGUGAUAAAACGACAGAAGAUUGAAUGGUGUUGUAAUUACGUGAUUCAUCCUUAAAUUGUCUACAUUGUGUUUGUAAAUGAAAAUGUGAUAUUUUAUAAUUUAUGGUGGCAUUGAAUUUUUGAGUGAACUUUGUAGAGUAGCCUUACCUUGUGCUGUUGUGUUAAGACUUGACAGAAUGUAAAUAAACCUUGUGUUUAGCAUUGCAGUGUUUUGCAUUUGUUUCAGAAAGAACUGUAUGUAGUAAGUUAUUACUGCUAUGUUUGUAUAGUUUUUUUUAUUUGUGGUGGAAAGAUAUCUACAAUGUUUUUUAUCAGUUUUUUUUUAUAAAUAUAAUUCCAGACAUAAUUUUC